Molecule: messenger RNA, 1394 nt
Organism: Doryrhamphus excisus (bluestripe pipefish)
Lineage: Eukaryota; Metazoa; Chordata; Actinopteri; Syngnathiformes; Syngnathidae
Gene: ntaq1
Product: N-terminal glutamine amidase 1
Cellular component (GO): cytosol; nucleus
Molecular function (GO): protein-N-terminal asparagine amidohydrolase activity; protein-N-terminal glutamine amidohydrolase activity
Source: RefSeq, a predicted model, not a curated record
GUCACCUUCACAUAUGUUUAGCUCUAAAUAUAGACUGCAUGGACGUAUUCAUGUACUCUGAAUCCGAAAUAUACCUCGGAGACUGUUACGUACUUUUAAAAAGAUACUCGUUUCGCUAGACCUCUCACGUGCAUCACUAAGUCUAAUGGAGGAACGAGGCCAUCAGCUACGUGUUGCCACACGGACCAAUAUUACAUUGCUCUGCCAGUCUUUACACCACAGACACUCUGCAACGACAUAAUAUUUGCAGAAAAUGAUUAACAAAUGUUAUUUUUUUUAAUGAUAUUGGAUAAUUGCUCACGGCACACCUGACACUGAGACUACGCGUUCAUGUGCGACGUUCACGUACAUACACAGAUACGUAUUUAGCUUGGGCCGCACGGUGGACGAUUGGUUGGCAUGUCGACCACACAGUCAGGGGAUGGGAAGACCUGGGUUGGAAUCUCCGCUUGGGCAUCUCUGUGUGGAGUUUACAUGUUUCCCCGUGCAUGCGUGGCUUUUCUCCGCUUUCCUCCCACAUUCCAAAAACAUGCACGUUCGCUUGGAUGGAUGGAUGGUAUUUAGCUAGACGAUGCGUUCAUGUGCGACGUUCACGUACAUUUGUGAAGAAAAUGUUUGGAAACUUUGUGAGUUGAUCGGGAAGGAAGGAAUUGCACCUCUAGAAGAAAUCUUUGUGGUUUUCAUCUCAAAUGACAACAGAACGAUUCCACUGUGGAAGCAGAAGUGCGCAUGUGGAGACCAGCCUGUGGUUUGGGAUUACCACGUGCUUCUGCUUCACAUCUGCGGCGGGUCUGGUUCUGUGGUGUACGAUCUGGACUCGACGAUGCCCUUUCCCUGCAGCCUGGAGCUGUACGCCAAGCACGCCCUACGCACGGACCACGGCAUUCAGGCCGCGUACCGCAGGAAGUUGCGUGUGGUCCCCGCCAACUGCUUCCUGUUGAACUUCGCCUCGGAUCGGUCACACAUGAAGAAUGACGACGGGUCCUGGAAGAUGCCGCCCCCACCGUACCCCCCCAUCUGUACCACAGACUCCCUCAUGAACCUGGAUGACUUCAUCAGCAUGGAUCCCAGCGUGGGAUGGGGGAAGGUUUUUACGUUGGACCACUUCCUGCAGCACUACGUCCAGGACUCUUCUUCUCCUUAGUUCAAAUUUCUUCUGUCCACAAAAUUUCCUGUGCUUUUUGGGCUUUUCUGUGGAAGGGCCGCGGUAUUUUCUGACCCUGGUCACUGAUGUGGCAGCAGAUCCACACCCCAGUAGCACGUCUCCAGGGGCUACAAGUCAUCCUCCAGUCCAGACACGCAUACUCUAUGAUUGACAGGAACAUGAUUUCACAGACACACCAGUCACAGGUAUGACUAGAAUAAGAUGACAAUAAAAGAAGAAUGGAAUUACA